CGGGGCGUUAACGUGUGCGCAGGCGUCGUUCGGCUUGGGACUUGGAGCUCGGGACUUGUGUGGACCGGCUCAGUGAUCCAGUCUGUGCAGUACCAGGAGGUUGUCUCUCUGCCAGGAAAACAGAUAGUUGGCCUUCCCUCCCUUAUCAAAAGAAGUUCCUGUUGGAACCUGUGCCUUCGCUGUCCCUCAGAUGCCUUAAGACCCUUUGUCUGCAAGAGAAUCUGAAAUUCCAGAAAAGGAUAAGGAGUCCAAACUAGAAGACCCAUUCCAUGGACUUUCAGGUCAUUUCAGUCCAAGAGGGACUGGCAGACACUGAACCCACUCCAGGAACUUGGAGGUCCAAGCUUGAGUCCAGAAUUCCACACAGAGAAGGUCUGGUUCAUGUCUAUCACAGUAAUUCCUGCCUGUUCUCCCCAAGAAGUUGGUUGGGAGCACAACAACCAGAGGGCAGUAAGAAAGCAGUGACUAUGGUGGAGAAUUUGAUCCAAAGGUCUGGGGCCAGAGCCCAAUAUUCUCAGGAUUCUGCCUUUCUUCGAGAAGGGAAUACAGAAAAGAAGGAGAUAGCAGCUGUAUUCCUGACAGUCAAAUACAAGGAAUCAGUAACAUUCAAGGAUGUUGCUGUGGAUUUUACCCAGGAGGAGUGGGAACAGCUGAACCCUUUUCAGAGAGACCUUUACAGGGAUGUGAUGCUGGAGAACUACGGGAACCUUGUUUCACUGGGGCUUUCCAUUUCUAAACCUCAAGUGAUCUUCCAGUUGGAGCAAGGGAAAGAGCCAUGGAUACAUAAGCUACAGAGAACUAAUGUGAAACAUGUGCCAAAAAUUAUUUCUACAGACUGGGAGAGUGGGCUUGAAAUUCAGGAAUCAACUCCAAUGUUUGGAAUAGUCAGUGUACCUGACAACCAGUUGCAGAAGAGGGAAAACUCUGAAGAGGAGACAGGGGAGGACUUUCUUUCCCCUAAGAGAGAUUUAAAACAAGUGUCAAUUAUCUCCCAACAAGACUCCACUCAGGAAAGAGGCUGUAUAUGUAACAAAUGUGGAAAAACCUUCUUUGAUAACUCAUCUCUUAUUCAACAUCAGAUAAUUCACACUGCAAAGAAGCCCUAUAAAUGUCAAAAAGUCUUUAAUUGCUCUUCUGCUACCCUACAUCAGAUAAUUCAUAAUGGGGAAGGUCUCUAUGAAUGUUAUCAAUGUGGGAAAGUCUUCAGGUGGAAAUGUAAUCUCACUCGACACCAGCUAAUACAUACUGGAAAGAAGGCUUAUGAAUGUAAUGAAUGUGGGAAAGCCUUCUUUGACCGAUCAGCCCUUACUCAACAUCAAAGAACUCAUAAAGGAGAGAAGCGUUACAAAUGUAAUGAAUGUGGAAAAGCCUUGUCUAAACAAUCAUCCCUUACUGAACAUGAACGAAUCCAUACUGGAGAGAAACCCUAUGAAUGUGAUGAAUGUGGGAAAGCUUUCACCCUGAAAAGUACCCUUACUAGACAUCAACGAACACAUGUUGGAGAAAAACCCUAUGAAUGUGACGAAUGUAGGAAAUUUUUCAGUCAGAAAAGUAAUCUUACCCGACAUCAGCUAACACAUACUGGAGAGAAGGCUUAUGAAUGUAAUGAAUGCGGGAAAGCCUUCUUUGACCAAUCAGCCCUUACUCAACAUCAGAGAACUCAUAAGGAAGAAAAGCCAUAUGAAUGUGAUGACUGUGGAAAAGCCUUCACUCUUAAACGUAACCUUACCAGACAUCAGUUAAUUCAUACUGGAGAGAAACCUUAUUUUUGCAGUUUAUGUGGGAAAGUUUUCAGUAGUAAGUCAUCUGUUAUCCAACAUCAGCGACGUUAUGUCAAAGAUUAACCUGGGGAAUAAUAAGUUCAGAGAAUACUUCAUUCAGACUUUUCAUUUUUUUAAAUACCUAAACAUCAAGGUGGGACAAGAACCAAUAAAGAUUUUAAGUUGGUCUCAACUUAAAUGUUUU
Phascolarctos cinereus (koala) is the source of this 1965-nucleotide messenger RNA. RefSeq lists its product as uncharacterized. Gene Ontology annotation, biological process: regulation of transcription by RNA polymerase II. Gene Ontology annotation, cellular component: transcription regulator complex; chromatin; PcG protein complex. Gene Ontology annotation, molecular function: DNA-binding transcription factor activity, RNA polymerase II-specific; RNA polymerase II cis-regulatory region sequence-specific DNA binding. The record is from RefSeq and is a predicted model, not a curated record. NCBI's taxonomy places the organism in Eukaryota, Metazoa, Chordata, Mammalia, Diprotodontia, Phascolarctidae.